AUGGCUCUCGACGACGAGUCGCCGGCAUCAGCCCACGAUGGCGGGGGCAGCAACUCUGGCAAGCGGAAGAGCGACGAUCCCCACCAGCAACAGAAGCAGAAGCGCAAUCGCUACAUCUCGAUAGCAUGCAACGAAUGCAAACGACGAAAGAUCAAGUGCAAUGGCCAAACCCCAUGCCAGCGAUGCGGCAAUCUCGCUCUCGACUGCGUCUACGCUCCCAACUGCUGCACCUCCAGCUUCAAGGAUACGGACGAAUUCCGCGCAAUGUCCAACCAGAUCUCCUCGCUCCAGGACCAAGUAAAUGCUCUGUUUGCUAGCAUGAACUCGUUGCGCGCCGACCUCGCCAACCAACAACCACCUAUCGAUCCUUUUCUGCAGCAUCAUGCAUCUGCAAGACCCGCCUUCAGAGGCCCUACGAGCUUGGAGUUUGCGCUGGGUGUCGCCAAGAAUCAUCUCGAGAACAUGGGCAUAGCCCCUAGUGCUGCCGACGACCAAGCUCUGCGUGAAGACUCGCCUCCACAGGUGGUUUCGUUGCAUCCCACCAAAGAUCCUAUCUGGCACGUCGGCCGUGACGAGGCUAUUCGGCUGAUUCGUGUCUACCAAGAUGAUAUGCACGUCAUGUAUCCACUGCUCUCCAUUCCCGAUCUUCUCGCCUACGUGGACAAGCUUUUUGCCUUCAUGGAGUCCGCCCAGAGGACCGGCCUUAUGAUGGCCUCUCUCCCCGGAGCCGACUCUAUAGACGAUGAGGAGACCAACAUACUCAAAAUCGUAUUGGCUACUGCUAUGGUUGUUGAGGGCUCGGGCAGAAGCGAGCUCGGUCGGGCAAUGUACACUUAUUUGCAACCUUCAAUCGAUGCUCUCUUGCUGGGUGAGACGGGCUUCAGAAGCGUGCAGCUGCUUGCACUCACGGCUACAUAUCAAUUCCACUGCGACAACGAAGGAGUCUCGUGGCGCAUCAUAGGCUUGACUGCUCGCCUCUGUAUCGAAUUGGGUUUGCAUCGCAGAGAGACAUACGACCGCAUGGACGAAGAGCAACGUACAGGGGCCAUGCUUACGUUCUGGUCCGUCUAUUGUCUUGACAGGAGGUGGAGCUUUGGCACUGGAAUGCCUUUUGCUCUGCAAGACUCUGACAUUGACCCAAAUCUACCAAAGCCAGGCGAGAAAUCACUCUACUUGACUGCCAUGAUCGAACACUUUGCUAUUGCAAGCAAAGUACGGCACCUGAUAUAUUCAGACUCGAGCAGAAAACAGGUCAGUAAGGAGGAUGUGAGUUAUCUCGACUUCCAAAUCGUCAACUGGCACAGAAACCUCCCUGCACAGCUGCACUGGGAUCGGGAAAGCUGGAGCCAAGCAGAUGGAGACAUGUCUGUUGGACAACAACGCCUCCCCAUCAUUCUCUACCUGCGUGCAAAUGUCAUGCGCGUCAUGAUCCAUCGGCCGGUGCUGCACUCGACAGCGUCGAUUGUGAGCAACCCCAUACAAGCACAGACGGUGGUGGACAUUGCCAAAGACACGAUCCGUAUCUUGACGCAUAUCAACCGAACAAGCAGAAUGUACCGAGCGUCGCAGAGCUUGUUCAAUGCCUUCCUCACAACAGCUUUGGCGGUCUUGUUCCUUGCAGUAUCACACAUGCCCGAGACAUAUGCAGGGCAGGUACGUGAGGAGUUCUACAUGGCGCUAGAUCUUGUGCGUGGGAUAUCAAAAGGUAGCUGGGUCAGUAAGAGGUUAUGGAAAACGAUCCGGCUGCUUAAAGAGGUAGGGCCUAAGCUUGGAUUGAUGACAAGUAACGCACAGAGCGACCCAAACCAUUCAGCGGCAGUCGCUAUGGCUGGACUUGCAGGACACAAGGUUGAUGAGGGAGCGUUCUUGAACCCCGGGGGAUGGAAUAACAUGGGUAGUGUAUCGUCAAACUCGCCUGACGGAAUGGUGCAAGACCUGACGAAUCUGUUCGAGGCAGCUGGAGGCUACACGAAUGGAUUCGGGGGUGGGUUUGGGACAGGGGUGAAUCAUACGGACGAAAGAGGAUUCGGCGGUGAGGAUGAGCUGAGUAAGAUCCUACGGGAUUUGUUCUAG
Molecule: messenger RNA, 2073 nt
Organism: Aureobasidium namibiae CBS 147.97
Lineage: Eukaryota; Fungi; Ascomycota; Dothideomycetes; Dothideales; Saccotheciaceae
Product: fungal transcriptional regulatory protein
Exons: 5
Coding region: 1-2073 (690 amino acids)
Biological process (GO): DNA-templated transcription; positive regulation of transcription from RNA polymerase II promoter by galactose
Cellular component (GO): nucleus
Molecular function (GO): zinc ion binding; RNA polymerase II cis-regulatory region sequence-specific DNA binding; DNA-binding transcription factor activity, RNA polymerase II-specific
Source: RefSeq, a predicted model, not a curated record